Molecule: messenger RNA, 2538 nt
Organism: Verticillium alfalfae VaMs.102
Lineage: Eukaryota; Fungi; Ascomycota; Sordariomycetes; Glomerellales; Plectosphaerellaceae
Product: trehalose synthase complex regulatory subunit TPS3
Exons: 4
Coding region: 1-2538 (845 amino acids)
Biological process (GO): trehalose biosynthetic process
Cellular component (GO): cytosol; alpha,alpha-trehalose-phosphate synthase complex (UDP-forming)
Molecular function (GO): catalytic activity
Source: RefSeq, a predicted model, not a curated record
AUGACUGUCUUUUGUCGCUACGCUGUAAGCUCGCCCCGAACCCUUGAAUGUCUUCAACUACAGGGCAGGCGCAGUCCGCCAAGACAGCCCAUGCUGACAUUUGACACCCCUGAUACCCCAACCGAAGAACACGGAUCGCAAGACCUUUUUGCCAACGAAGAUGGCUUCCGCAUUCCUCUCUCCGACGAUGGCAACGAGAGCGUAGACGCCGGUAUGCCCGCCGACAAGGGCUCCCCCCGAUGGGGUGGCAGUGCCAACCAGCCAAUGUCCCGAGCGAGCUCUCCGCCGCCAGCGCUGAUUGCUGAGCACAGUCGGACCCUGGAGAAGGCGCGUGAGCUCGGCCGCCAGGGCGUCAUUCAGCCCCGUGCUAUUGCUCGCAGUGACAGUCAUGAUCGAGUCUUUGCGCACGCCAAUUGGAAGAUUGUCAACGCUGAUCAAGGUAAUGGUGGUCUGCGCAAUGCUGCCGACGCCGCCGCUCGUGACGGUAAAUUGGGUGACUACACUUGGGUCGGGACUCUCGGCAUGCCUACCGACGCACUCGAAGGAACACAGCAGAAGCAAGACAUCGAAGACCACCUAGCGACCGAUCACGACAUGCUGACAGUCUUUGCUUCCGACAAGGACUUUGAUGGCCACUACUCACAUUUCUGCAAACAAAUUCUGUGGCCAGUCUUUCACUACCAGAUCCCAGACAACCCCAAGAGCAAGGCUUUCGAGGAUCACUCUUGGAAAUACUACGUCAAUGUCAACCAGGCGUUUGCGGACAAGAUCGUUGCCAACUGGAAGCGCGGCGAUGUCAUUUGGGUGCACGACUACCACUUGCUGCUCGUGCCCGGCAUGGUUCGCCAGAAGCUACCCGAGGCCAAGAUUGGCUUUUUCCUGCACGUUGCAUUCCCUUCCUCCGAGGUAUUCCGAUGCCUCGCCGUGCGCAAGCAGCUUUUGGAAGGCAUGCUGGGUGCAAACCUCGUCGGCUUUCAGAUCCAUGAGUAUGCUCGUCACUUCCAGCAGACAUGCAGUCGCCUUUUGGGCGCCGAGGCCACGCCCGACGGCCUUCAGCUCGAAGAUCGUUUUGUCGAUGUCGUGAACUUGCCAAUUGGAAUUGACCCCGUCUACAUUCGGGAGCGCCGCGCCAACAACAGCGUGAAGAAGUGGAUCGAGACCAUCAGAGAAAGGUACAAGGGCAAGCGGCUCAUCGUCGCCCGCGACAAGCUUGACCACGUUCGAGGUGUGCGCCAGAAGCUGCUCUCGUAUGAGCUGUUCCUCAACAAGAACCCACAGUGGCGUAACCAAACGGUCCUCAUCCAAGUGGCCAUGUCGAGCAGCGAGAAGAGCGACCUUGAUGCCGCCGUCAGUGACAUUGUCACCCGUGUCAACUCGUCGUGGGCCAAUUUGGCAUAUCAGCCGGUCGUGUACCUCAAGCAGGACAUUGACUUCCCGCAGUACCUCGCACUCCUUACUUCACAGGCACAUCAUCCCUCUUCGGGCGGCCACGAGCUCGCCGUCAACCCCUGGGACUACCGCGCAUGCGCCGAUGCCAUCAAGCAGGCGCUCGAGAUGAGCGAUGAGGAGAAGGAGCGUCGCUGGACCAAGCUCUACGAGGCCGUCAUGCAUCACACGGGUUCGCACUGGUUCUCCGAGUUCCUUUCGCGCCUUGACCUUGUGCACGAGGAGCAGCACAAGCGCGAUCAGACGGCGGUGCCGCGCCUCUCAAUCGGCACGCUCACGCAACGGUACAAGCGCAGUGAGCGACGUCUCUUUAUCCUCGACUACGAGGGCACACUCGUCAGCUGGGGUCCGAUGAACCAGAUCAUCCCUGUCAGCCCGCAGCGCACGGUCGAUGUGCUCAAUGACCUGCUGCUUGACGAUCGCAACACGAUCUACGUCAUGUCGGGGCGGCGACCCGAGGAGCUCGACCGCACUUUCCGGCGCGUGCCGAACCUGGGCCUCAUCGCGGAGAAUGGGUGUUUCCUCAAGGAUUGCGGUAAGAGCACGUGGCAGGUGAUGGCCGACGCCGAGCAGAUUCGCAGCUGGAAGGCGUCAGUCAAGUCCAUCAUGACGUACUACCUCGAGCGAACGCCGGGCGCCGUGAUUGAGGAGCGUCGCUGCAGCCUCGUGUUCCACUACAAGGGCGCCGAAGAUUACGAUUCUGCGGCGCGGCAGGCCAGCGACUGCGCCAGCCACGUCAACGACGCGUGCGAGGCGCAGCGCGUGCACGCCAUCCCUCUCAACGGGUGCAUCAUUGUCGAACCGAUCGACUGGACCAAGAGCACGGCGGCGGAGCGCAUCUUUGAGGACCUCAAGGCGGGCAUGGCGCCUGAUGAGCAGCACAAGGGCCCCGUCGACUUUCUCAUGGUCAUGGGCGACGGGCGAGACGACGAAAAGGUGUUCAAGUGGGCCAACACGCUCGCCGACGAAGGCGUGGUCAAGGAGGUCACAACGGUGACGCUGGGCAAGCGCGGCAGCACCGAAGCGACGGCGACCCUGACGCAGGGUGUCAGUGGUGUUCUCUCUGCCCUCGAGCGGCUUGCGUCUAUUUAG